Molecule: messenger RNA, 920 nt
Organism: Rhagoletis zephyria (snowberry fruit fly)
Lineage: Eukaryota; Metazoa; Arthropoda; Insecta; Diptera; Tephritidae
Product: MOB kinase activator-like 2
Source: RefSeq, a predicted model, not a curated record
UUUCGCCUCGAGCCAGCAAUAAAAUCACCGAUGAAAUCGCCAUUACUAGACCGCACAGCGCUAUCACCAUCACUGCAUCAACAAACACACUACCCACAAAUUUCAUCCCACCGGCGACGGCAGACGCCACCACGCUUUCUACACCAUCACUUACAACAUCACCAGCGUACCAGCCAACAGCUGCAGUCUCGUUACAGGCAGCCACCAGCGCCACUUCUACUUUUAUACCCAGACAUUCGUACGCCGCAUCUGCGCCUGCCACCAGCGCCGCCUCAACAACGGUAACAUUUAAUCCAACAGUUACCACUUUCACCGCCCGCUGGACGCACAAUUCCAGCAGCGAAAGUAGCGGCAGCGCCAAAUCGUCCUUUUCCUCCUCAACUUAUUCCUCAGCUCUAUCGGAGCCGCCAACUGCGGCGGCUGCAAAAGCGGCAGAGGCUCCUACAGGAACUUCAACAGUUAAAAGUUCGGCAUCUGCUGCAAAGCGCAAAGGUAUUGCCACGCAUCAUAAGUCUCCGGCCAACGCAGCUGGUUCGUUUGUGGUUAAAUGUCUGCUAAAAACGGUGCGUUUUAUGUGGCAGGUCACAGAGAUACCGAUGAAAAUCGGCGAGACACUCGGCACCAUAUACAGAUAUGCACACGACUCGGUCGAGACAAUACUCUGCGUAGCUGGAAAGGCGCGUCGUAAAGAGCGCGAUGGUGAUCAAAAUUCAACAGAUACCAAAUUAUAUUUGGAGGAGAGCGUUUUAGAACGUAAGCUACCUGAAGCCGAUCUCAAAGCCUUAGUGGAUCUUCCAGCUGGCUUGGACUAUAAUGAAUGGCUAGCGUCACACAGUAAGUUGAAGAGAAAAAAACAAACUUUUUAUUACAGUUUUAAACAGCUAAGAAAGUCUUAAGAAUUACCGAUAGUAACUAGGGUG